Pistacia vera is the source of this 531-nucleotide messenger RNA. Its product is annotated as extensin-1-like. The coding region runs from base 1 to 531 and encodes 176 amino acids. Lineage: Eukaryota; Viridiplantae; Streptophyta; Magnoliopsida; Sapindales; Anacardiaceae. The transcript has a single exon. The record is from RefSeq and is a predicted model, not a curated record.
AUGGAUCAUCAUGUCAAUAGUCUUGCACUCUUGAAGGUUGGAAUGAUGGGGAUGUUGAUGCUUAGUAGAGUGGCAUAUUCUGAUGACCAAGUGGGAGUUCCUGACUCUGGUUUAUUAUGCAUCAGUGAUUGUGGAACAUGUCCAACUAUUUGUUCACCUCCACCUCCAUCAAAAGGGUAUUCAUCUCCACCAACAUCAUCAUCAUCACCAUCACCACCACCACCUACACCAGUUCACCAUUCUCCGCCGCAGUCUUACUACCACUCUCCACCACCGCCUUCGCCACCCUCACCGCUGUCACAGUCGGCGCCACCACCAGGCAAUUCAUGGACUUACUGGGGAACUCCCCCACCUCCUUUUAAGUAUGGUAACACACCUCCAUCAGGUCAAUCACCACCAACAAAUGGACCCCAUGACUAUCCAUAUCCUUACUACUACUUCUAUGCCUCCCAGGCCUCUUCUCUUUCCUCCCAUUGUGCUUCCAUUUUACUUGUAAUAUUGUUCUACUGUGUUGUGUUAUACUGUUGUUGA